This is a messenger RNA of Lathyrus oleraceus (garden pea), 1660 nucleotides long. RefSeq names its product nuclear transcription factor Y subunit B-3. The record is from RefSeq and is a predicted model, not a curated record. Gene Ontology annotation, cellular component: CCAAT-binding factor complex; nucleus. Gene Ontology annotation, molecular function: protein heterodimerization activity; RNA polymerase II cis-regulatory region sequence-specific DNA binding; DNA-binding transcription activator activity, RNA polymerase II-specific. Gene Ontology annotation, biological process: regulation of transcription by RNA polymerase II. NCBI's taxonomy places the organism in Eukaryota, Viridiplantae, Streptophyta, Magnoliopsida, Fabales, Fabaceae. The transcript has a single exon. The coding region runs from base 740 to 1306 and encodes 188 amino acids.
UUACACUAUUCAUCACCCUUUUUCUCUUCCAUUUUAUUUGCAUAGAAGAUUUAGUUUUACGGGUAUACAAUUGUUUGGUGUCUCAUCAAAAUAAAUAAAUGAAGGAAACUAGGAGUUUCAAUUAAUUUCAAAAGCACGUGCCAGAUACCAAAUCAUCGGUCCAGAUGAAAGAGCACUAACCCAAUCCAAGGGUUACCAAUUGAUCCGUACAAACUCUUACUUAUCGACUAGCAACGGUUCAAACCGUCCCACGUGUUCAAAAGAUAAACGUUAUUAACCCUUCUGAUCCAACGGAUCCUGCUCAUUACCUCCCAAAAAUACAAACCCUUACCGUUCCGUUUCACCCUCUUUCUCCUCGCCGGAGCCACCGUCUACCACCGCUGUUGACACUCACCGCCCUCACAACACAACGAUUUCACUUCAACUUUUCGACGCGUUUUGUUCAGCUUACAAGAAACAGCGCUUCAAUUUCACGCGGAAAUCCUGAGUCAAACCAAUUCGUGUGGCGCUUCCAACUCGUUAAACCGAACUCGAAUUCUUUAAUUCUAAUUCAGUUCUAUUCAAUUCGAGUUCAAGAUUCCGAAUUAAAUCGCACCAACACUUCAAUUUCAGAUUCCGGUGAGUUUCUUUCUUAAACAGUUUUCGAUUUGGCGCGGAAUCGAGUCAAAGCGAUCGGAGCUGAGUUAUACUCUCUUCGGCGGCAAAAUAAGAUUCGAAUUGAACAGUCGGAUAUUCAAGAAUGGCGGACUCCGACAACGAUUCCGGUGGUCCGCACGGCGGCGGAUCUAGCGCUCACGGCAGCGAGAUGUCACCGAGAGAGCAAGACAGGUUCCUUCCGAUAGCGAACGUAAGUAGGAUCAUGAAGAAGGCACUUCCAGCGAACGCGAAGAUCUCAAAGGACGCAAAAGAAACAGUUCAAGAGUGCGUUUCAGAGUUCAUCAGCUUCAUCACCGGCGAAGCUUCCGACAAGUGCCAACGCGAGAAGCGGAAGACGAUCAACGGCGACGAUUUGCUAUGGGCGAUGACGACGCUCGGCUUCGAGGAAUACGUGGAGCCUCUCAAAGGUUACCUCCAGAGGUUUAGAGAGAUGGAAGGAGAGAAGACAGUGGUGGCGCGUGACAAAGACGCGUCUCAGCCUUCUAAUAGUGUUAACAACAGUUCCUUUGAGAGUGGUAAUUAUGGUGCUGGGAUGAUGAUGCAUCAAGGACACGUGUAUGGUUCAGGUGGAUUUCAUCAAGGUAUGGGUAAGGGUGGGCCUGGAUAUCCCGGGCCUGGGCCUGGAUCUAAUUCUGGUAGGCCCAGAUAAGCAAUUAUUCAGGAAAAAACACCUUUUCCACUCCAAAUUAGUUUGAAUGUACACAUUCCAAACAAAUCAAGAUGUAUAUUUCCGAACAAAUCAAGAAUUUGUGCUAUCUAGGGGUAUACUUGGAAACCUAAGUGUGAUGACACUUUUUAGAUAAUGAUAGAGGUUUGGUUUGGGUAUUUUGUAUUUUGAUAUCAUUGGUGAUUGAUGACAUUCUCUAAAGUAAGUUUAAGUCAAAGAGAUUUGUAAUGUUGUACUACAAUAGAAAUAGUGCUUAUUUGUAUUGUGAUAAUUUUGUUAAGGUGGGUUUAAUAUUUUCCUUUUGCUAUCAAGUGGAGAAAAGGUGAAUUUAAAUUA